CUGAGGUGCAGAGUGAAGCAGCGUCACCGCCAUAUUGGAUGGGUCUACUCGCGCUAGACUGGCUUCACAACCAGCUGUAGUCAACCAAGAAGUACAACAGUGCCGGUUGUUUGAACAGCCUUCAGAUGCAACAACAAACGCUCUGUGCAUAGUAGAAUUACCGUUCACAAGUAAGUUCUAACAACAGUUUGGUUGUUAGACUAAGAGGUGCUAGACUUUUGCACCGGGGAGGAACAAGUCAACCCCAUUAGUACGGGGGCGGGGUUAGAAAAAAAACAAGGAAUUUCCUGGUGAGCUACUGCAACGCAGGAAGAUGAAUGUUGGCGUAGCUCACAGUGAGGUGAACCCCAACACCAGGGUGAUGAACAGCAGAGGAAUAUGGCUCACCUAUCUCCUUUUGACUGUGGUGUUGCACGUCGUUCUGCUCAGCAUUCCUUUCCUCACAGUGCCGCUCGUCUGGACCCUCACAAAUGUCAUCCACAACUUGGCGAUGUACCUAUUCCUACACACAGUGAAGGGGACCCCCUUCGAAACUCCAGACCAGGGCAAAGCUCGGCUCCUCACACACUGGGAACAGAUGGACAACGGCAUCCAGUUCACUUCUUCUCGCAAAUUCCUCACUAUUUCACCCAUUGUUCUCUAUAUCCUCACAAGUUUCUACACAAAAUACGAUCCUACGCAUUUUUUCAUCAACACCUGCUCCCUUCUGAGCGUCCUCCUCCCCAAGCUCCCACAAUUCCACGGAGUACGGAUAUUUGGCAUCAACAAAUACUGACAGACCCAGAUUUCCACCGUCAACACUGGACUUUUAAAUUUCUGUUGCCUUUUGAACUGUCUUCAGUUUGGAAGAUGAGAGAGGAGUAAAAGAAGUGCACAGCUGUGCUUUUCCAUGAAAAUGUGUUUAUUUAUGUCUGACACUCCUGUUGUUGAAUUCAGAUGUGUGUUUGAUUACUGCCAAAAGGUGAGUGUUUUGUAGCAGGUCCUUUUUGUUGCACGCAUGUACACUCCUUAAAUAAACUUUUUUUUUUUUUUGCUACAACAU
Messenger RNA from Oryzias melastigma (Indian medaka), 1042 nucleotides. RefSeq names its product ORMDL sphingolipid biosynthesis regulator 2 (gene ormdl2). The record is from RefSeq and is a predicted model, not a curated record. Bases 314 to 775 code for a protein of 153 amino acids. Gene Ontology annotation, cellular component: endoplasmic reticulum membrane. NCBI's taxonomy places the organism in Eukaryota, Metazoa, Chordata, Actinopteri, Beloniformes, Adrianichthyidae. The transcript has 4 exons. Gene Ontology annotation, biological process: negative regulation of ceramide biosynthetic process; intracellular sphingolipid homeostasis; ceramide metabolic process.